Molecule: messenger RNA, 1281 nt
Organism: Amborella trichopoda
Lineage: Eukaryota; Viridiplantae; Streptophyta; Magnoliopsida; Amborellales; Amborellaceae
Gene: ALPHA-SNAP2
Product: alpha-soluble NSF attachment protein 2
Biological process (GO): SNARE complex disassembly; intracellular protein transport
Cellular component (GO): vacuolar membrane; SNARE complex
Molecular function (GO): syntaxin binding; soluble NSF attachment protein activity
Source: RefSeq, a predicted model, not a curated record
CCUUAUUGCAUUUUCUUCGUGGCUUGAGCAUCUCGGCGCUGUCUUCUUUGACACGCAGAGGAUCAACAAUGACGGAUCAAGAGAUCAAUGGCGAUGAAUUUUGUAGAAGGGCUGAGAAGAAGCUCACUGGAUGGGGUUUAUUUGGCAACAAAUACGAAGACGCUGCUGAUUUAUACGAGAAAGCUGUGAAUUCCUACAAGAUCGCCAAAGCAUGGGAGAAAGCUGGAUCAACCUAUGAGAAGUUGGCUAGCUGUCAUAAGAAGUUAGAAAGCAGGCAUGAGGAAGCUUCAGCAUACGCAGAUGCUGCAAAUUGUUACAAGAAAAUCAAUCCCCGAGAAGCUAUUCGAUGCUUGAAUGAAUCACUUGAAAUCUUCAUGGGGAUAGGAAGGUUAAAUUUGGCUGCUAAGCAUGGCAAGGAUAUUGCUGAGUUAUAUGAGGCUGAAGAAGAUCUUAAUGAGGCAAUCAGAUUCUAUGAACGCUCAGCUGAACUGUAUGAAACUGAGGGAGCUACAUCCACUGCAAACCAGAUGGCACAGAAAGUGGCUCAAAUUGCAGCCCAGUUAGAACAAUACCCGAAAGCCAUUGAAGAGUUUGAAAAAGUUGCAAAGCUGUCUAUCAACAACAAUCUUUUGAAGUAUAGCGUUAAAGGGAUUCUUCUUAAUGCUGGCCUUUGCCAAAUAUGCAAAGGUGACAUUGUUGGGAUAACCAACGCAUUAGAGCGAUACCAGGAACUUGAUCCUACCUUUUCAGGCACGCGUGAAUACAAGUUUCUCGCUGAUUUAGCCUCUGCAAUUGAUGAAGAAGAUGUCGAGAAGUUCACUGAGGUGGUGAAGGAGUAUGAUAGCAUGACCAGGCUGGAUGCUUGGAAGACAUCGCUUUUGUUGAGAGCGAAGAACGCUCUGAAAGCGAAGGAAGUGGAAGAAGAUGAUCUUACUUGAGACUCUCUCUCUCUUCCCCUCUCUCUCUCUGUCUCACAUGUAUUAUCAAUGCAUAUUUGUUAUAUUGGAGCUUUCAGUCAUGUUUUAUGAUGUCAAAUUGGAAUGGUGUGCGUUGAGAGCAAAGCACUUUUUCGCUUUGCGGUUGGUGUGCUUGGAGUGUGCAAUGAUGUUUCUAAAUUCUUGAGUGAAACAUGUGCGUAGAUAAAUAAUUUGUGGUGCUAAUCUUUUCCCCCUCUUAACAUGUCUGGGUUCUUUUGAACCAUUCACCAGAUGAUUGAUGUUCAUUCAGGCUUUGACUGUUACAAUCCUCCAAUUAUGGUUAUGAAAUGUGGGGUUACUCAAA